Molecule: messenger RNA, 472 nt
Organism: Phytophthora sojae
Lineage: Eukaryota; Oomycota; Peronosporomycetes; Peronosporales; Peronosporaceae
Exons: 3
Coding region: 1-447 (148 amino acids)
Biological process (GO): protein dephosphorylation
Molecular function (GO): protein tyrosine/serine/threonine phosphatase activity; phosphatidylinositol-4,5-bisphosphate 5-phosphatase activity
Source: RefSeq, a predicted model, not a curated record
AUGAAGUUGGUACGAGACGAAGGCGUGAAGGCAAUCGUAACCAUGAACCAACCAGUAGAGUUACUGCCAAACCUCUUGGCAACACCAGUAUCUCCGGAGGAGUGGGAAAGCGCAGCAGUUGCACAGUGUUUUGGCUCGACGGGGGACUUCUCUCCGCCGACCUUGGAGACCAUUCAGAGAUGUGUGGAAUUCGUCCACGAGCAGGUUGACGUAAAGCAGAACACGACGUACGUGCACUGCAAAGCGGGGCGAGGGCGGAGCACAGUGGUAGUGGUGGCCUUCCUGAUCCAGUAUCGUAACAUGACGCUCGAGGCGGCCUUUGACUUGGUGAAGACCAAGAGGCCUCACGUGAGUCUCCAUCCUAAGCAGCGCCGUAUCCUGCUUGAGUUCAGUGAGAAGUCCUCGUCGUCGUCCUCAUCGUCACCUACAGCGAACGCGCAGUCAUAAAUACACACCCGAUUGUCUGGAUAAA